UUGCUGGUAAAUUUCAUUACAGAGGGCUUUGGAGAUGACCAGUCUUCUGAGAGACCAACAAAGAAAAGGUUAUUAGGAAGUGGAAAGGGACCUGUAAAAAAAUUCUCUAAGUAUGGAGAAAACCCAGCUAAGAAAUUUUCAAAAGGAUAUUCAAAGGGAUUUCCCCAAAAAGAUUCUGAUAAGAAUCAACCUCAAGAAAAAACAGAUUGGAAGAAAUUUAAGGCUGAAAAGAAAGAACAGAAAAUGAAAUGGCAACUGCACAAAGCAAAUAAUGAUUCUUAUCAAUUGGGUGUGAAAGCCAAACAGAUAUGGGAGGAACUUCGAAAUGGGAAUUGCAAAGGAUCACAAAGAGAAGAGUUAUGUGACAAUUUGAUGACUUUAAUCAAGGGGAGAGUUAAAUCUCUUGUAUUUGCCCAUGAUACAGUUAGAGUUGUAGAAACACUAAUGGGUGUAGGUCAGGCGAAACAUCGAUCAUUUCUUUUUGAAGAGCUGAAAGAUUCCAUAGUUGAACUGAGUAAAAGUAAGUAUUCAAAAUUCUUUGUCCUCAAAAUGCUUAUGUAUGGGACAAAAGAAGAGAAAAACCACAUUAUUCUUGCUUUGAAAGGUCAAGUGGUCAAAUUAAUGAAACACAAGACAGCAAGUGAUGUAGUUGAACUUGCAUAUAACGACUAUGCUAAUGCAAAGCAACGUUCCAUGCUGGUCCAGGAGUUUUAUGGACCUGAAUUUCGACUUUUCCAUGAUGAAGGCAUUACUUGCCUAGAUGAUGUUCUGAAGAAACAUCCUGAGAAGAAAGAGAACAUUAUGAAAGAUAUGCAUAAGUAUAUACAACCUAUCAUAGAAAAGGGAGUCUUUACAAAUACUAUGGUUCAUACUCUACUACGUGAUUUUCUUACUCAUUGUUCCAAAGAAAUCAGAGCAGGCAUAAUAGAAUCACUGAGAGAGGUAUUAACACCAAUUAUACACACUAGAGAUGGUGCACGUGUUGCCAUGCUAUGCUUGUGGCAUGGCACUAAUAAAGACAGAAAGGUAAUUCUUAAAUCUUUUCGUACACACUAUGUAAAAAUAGCCUUGGAAAAACAAGGUUAUAUGGUCUUAUUGGCUGCCUUUGAUUGUGUAGAUGAUACAGAGUUUAUGAGGAAAGCAGUUUUAAAUGAACUAAUGGAGGAACUUCCACAACUUAUUUCAUCAGAUUCUGGAAUGAAAGUUUUGAGAUAUCUUGUUGCUCCCCGUGAUCCUAUAUUUUUUCCUCCUUGUAUAGUAAAAGUGCUGGAAGAAGGUGAUGGCAAUGAAACCAGCAAGAAAGACAAAACCCUUCGUCAAGCAGAAUUGCAGAAUGCUGUUCGUCCAGCGAUUUUGAGAUUAUUGUUGGCGCAAUUAGAUAGUUGGGCUCUUAAUCCCAAUUGGACCUUGUUCAUAGGAGCUGCUCUAAACACAUUGGCAGGUGGUGAGGCUAAAAGUAUCUUUGAACAACUAGCCAAAAUGUUUGCAAGGGAAUAUAUACCUGGAAGUGAAGGUCAAGUUCUUGACAUUGCUUAUACAGUGAAGAUGGCCACUUACAUCAUAAAAUGUGAUAAAAAGAGAUCAGAAGAAAAUAAAACUACCUUCAGUUCCAUUCUGUUAAAUACAGCAGAAGCAGAAAUACCCAGCUGGAUCGGUUGUAAUCGCGGCUGUUUUUUACUUGUAAAUUUAAUUGAAACUGAAAUUGAAGAUGUAGUUUUAAAAGUCAAGCGGAUUAUGAAGCCUCACAAAGAAAAACUUUCUAAAUCAGAGUUCAAAGGAGCAGAAAUAUUGCUAACAAAAAUUUAAUUUUUUAUAUCAAAGAUCUAUUAGUUGAUGCCACUAUUGUCUACUGGUUUACAGGGAUGUAUUCAGUAUGUACACAAGUUGUUUUGUUUUUCCUUUAUUGCACACAUUUGAUUUUGUAUGACCAUCAGUUCAUAUAUGC
This is a messenger RNA of Macrobrachium nipponense, 1945 nucleotides long. RefSeq names its product pumilio homolog 3-like (gene peng). Gene Ontology annotation, molecular function: mRNA binding. Gene Ontology annotation, cellular component: nucleolus. NCBI's taxonomy places the organism in Eukaryota, Metazoa, Arthropoda, Malacostraca, Decapoda, Palaemonidae. The transcript has a single exon. The record is from RefSeq and is a predicted model, not a curated record. The annotation marks the transcript as partial. Gene Ontology annotation, biological process: regulation of translation.